Messenger RNA from Megalobrama amblycephala (Wuchang bream), 908 nucleotides. RefSeq names its product calmodulin-like 4b (gene calml4b). Gene Ontology annotation, cellular component: myosin II complex. Gene Ontology annotation, molecular function: calcium ion binding. The record is from RefSeq and is a predicted model, not a curated record. NCBI's taxonomy places the organism in Eukaryota, Metazoa, Chordata, Actinopteri, Cypriniformes, Xenocyprididae.
CUGACAACAUUUAAACAGGGUAAAGCAGGGCUGCACAUGGACAUGGCGAAAUUCCUCAGUCAAGAUCAAAUCAACGAGUAUAAGGAGUGUUUUUCGCUGUACGACCAGAAGCGCAGGGGUAAAAUGAAGGCGGAGGAUCUGUUGACGGUCAUGAGAUCUCUGGGAUGCUGUCCGAUGACAGAGCUCGACAGACACUUACUGACACAUAAAAUAGAUAAGAGCGGCGAGUUGGACUUCUCCACGUUUCUCAGUGUGAUGCAUGCGCAGAUCCGGCAGGAAAACCCACGGGUCGAGAUCCUGCAGGCCGCGAGGCUGAUGGACACGGAGAAACGAGGCUUCAUCGUGGCGACGGAGCUCAGAGCCAGACUGACGGGCUUUGGAGAACGACUCGCAGAUCAAGAAGUUGACGAGCUGCUGAGUGAAGCCGGCGUGGCGUGUGACGGACAAAUCCACUACGAGGACUUUGCAAAGAUGGUGACGUUUCUGACGGUCGAUGCAGAACAACCUUCAGAGCAGCAGUGAAUCAGCAGCACAACGUCGAUCAAGCUGAAAACCACAGAUAUCAAAUCUUCCUAAAACAGCAAAAAAUGAAAUAACUACACAACCACGACCAUAUUUAACUGAUAGACCACCUGCCAGACCGAUUCAAUCAUUUACUAACCGUGGGAUUGUUUUCAAAGUGACCAGAUGUGUGUAAGUGAUAAGUUGGUUUCUGACUUUCCAGAAACUUCAAUACAGGUGAAUAUUUCAGAUUAUUGGUUUUGCAUUUGAAAUUAUGAUCAUAGUGCCCUCUUGUGUUAAUAGAGAAUAUUAUUCUGUAGUUGUUGUGGUGUAAAUCACAUUUCACACAACAGAAAUGAAUUUUGUCUGGUUCAGAAACAAUAAAUGUGGAUCACUGAAUGCAAACA